AUGUCUUCUACUUUAGAUUCACGAUGGGCCACAGACACAGAUCGCAGAAGGGCUGAUGAAGGCCAAAAUGUGUCUCGAUAUACUGCUGCUCUACAAGCAUCUCGGGAUCUUCAUCCGGCGUCCGACAAUCAGCAACCACAACACAAUGACAACAAUAGGUGGACUAGCUCACCGACGUAUAACUCCACUGGAUGGAAGAGAAGCAACUACCGAUCUGACAAACGCAACGUUGCAAGCUCGCCGUUAAUAUCUCGGCCUUGGAAUGCUAUUGCUCUCAAGAGCAAGAAGCCGACUGAACAAAAGAGCUCGUCGCCACCACCACCACCACCGCCACCACGACAACAUGAAAGUGAGAGUUCGUCUCCAACUAGUACCCAAGCAAUGCAAUCGGCACCGCCUAUUACAUCAAGCCCACAAAAUACAUCAUCCAACUCAACAUGUGAGCAGCAGCAGCAGCAGCAGCAGCCCCCUAGCUCAGGAAAGGCACCACAUGAACAAAUUCCAGUAUCAAAUCAUGAGUAUGAUGAUUACCGAAGCAAUCCACAUGAAACAAGACAAAGUGCAUUGGAUGAACAAAUGCUGAAUCUUCGAAUCGAAAGCGUUGAUGCAAACAACAACGCAGCAGACAUGAGGCAAAAGGCCUUGGAGACUGAGGAAGUAGAAACAAUCAAUAGCCAACCUCAAAGCAACGAGUCAGCGACAGCUGAAGCAUACGAUAUACAGGAAGAAAUUCGGAGGGAACGUGAGGCGAAUGCUGCCCGAAAACUACGAGCAGCACAGGCUCGAGAAUGGGAUUGCGGUAAAAGCAUGGAAGGAUGGACAUAA
Molecule: messenger RNA, 825 nt
Organism: Lichtheimia ornata
Lineage: Eukaryota; Fungi; Mucoromycota; Mucoromycetes; Mucorales; Lichtheimiaceae
Exons: 4
Coding region: 1-825 (274 amino acids)
Source: RefSeq, a predicted model, not a curated record